This is a messenger RNA of Exophiala mesophila, 1107 nucleotides long. RefSeq lists its product as uncharacterized. The record is from RefSeq and is a predicted model, not a curated record. NCBI's taxonomy places the organism in Eukaryota, Fungi, Ascomycota, Eurotiomycetes, Chaetothyriales, Herpotrichiellaceae. The transcript has a single exon. The coding region runs from base 1 to 1107 and encodes 368 amino acids.
AUGGUUGGUGGACACCAGUAUCAGAGAAUGAUGGAGGAGCAACGCAGGUCAUCUAGCUCCAGAAGACAAAGACGAAACUCGGGUCUCAACCCAGAUCAUCUGAGAGGAUUAGGGAUUGACGAUGCCGGCAUGGGCGGGCCGGCAGCUCAAAUGCUUGAGGAGGUUCAAGGCAAAGGGAAAGGGAAAGGGAAAGGGAAAGAGGGAGAAAUCCCGCCCGAGGACAUGCAGGCCGAGUCCUCAUCAUCAUCAUCAUCAACAAAGCCAUACAAGAGCCGUUGGGAUGUCCGACCUGCCGUGGAAAAGAAAAACCAUUUUGUGGAUGAAUCGGAAGAAGUGAUCGACGUCAAGUUCUUUGGACCCAAGUCGGAGAAUGAUAUGCUUCCCGGGUGGAACCACGAAGUAUAUCUGGAAGAUGUGAAGAUGCCGGGCGGUGUGUCGGGACAGGCACAGAAGAUAUGUAUGUCCCCCGGACGAGGAUGUAUUGUGCGAAUCGACUUGUUGGAAGAAGCGUACCGACAACGAGGGGAGAGACUACGUGUCGACAUGUUCACGGAUAAAGCCACACCGGUGGAAGAAGCCAAGCGCAGAGGAUUGGAAAUCAUGGUCACGGUUCCACGCUAUGACUAUAACCCGGACAGACGCGAGGAUCCGGUCCCCAUGCUGCGCAGUUUCCUCUGUUUCGGAACGUCAUACAUGCCAUUCCGCAUCCCUGUGGUCGACAAAGAAGGUCGCGAAUUCCCUCUCGCCGUCAAGUUGAAGUGUAUGGUUGUCAACGACGAUUACCGUUUCUUUACACAUGGGAAGCCCGGUGAUCGUGAUGUCCGUAUGUGGAUUGGACAUACCGUUCUCGCUGAUGAGCGCGUGUCGACCAGACCCCCUCCCUUGUGGUCCUACGAAGAUGAUCCAGAGCGUCACUUACCUACAAAAGAUGGUUAUCCGCGUGGACGCAAUCGCUUUUCGGUGUAUAAUCGCGAUAACUCUGGUUCGUCGUAUGUGGAUUGUAGUAAUGUAUAUGACGAGUGGGGAAACCUUGUCGCCAAGGGCGAGACUUUGGACAUUCUUUUGUCUGAAGCAGAUGAGAUUUUCACUGAUCCAUUGUUGUGGUGA